UAUUCAAAGACAACUCUGAUAAGUAUAAAACAAUGCGAGGGAUUUGUUGUUGCACAAAUUCAAAUUGAAUUGUAUUUUUUUUUUCUAAGUUGGUUUAAUACAACUACGGGCUACAAAUGACUACACCUGCCCCACGCCAUGUUAGAGAUUUGUUAGCAUUUGGUACGGACUCAGAAGAUGAAUCUGAUGCGAGUCAAGUGAAUAAGAGAAAAGUGGAAGCAUUCGAUAAUGGCAAUAAAGAGAAUGAAGACCAGCCCAAAGCGGUACGCCAUCAACUGGUCAAGGAAAACAGGCCUGCGGCACCUGCAGCUAAGGUCUUGUUUCCCAGACGCCGUGCAGAGUUGACAAUGAUGGACUCGGACAGUGAUGAUGAGGACAAUAAGAAUGAUCAUAAUUUAAACUGCGCCAUUCUCAACGACUCAUUUGUGCUAAGUCCGAUGCACGAGCUGACCAGUAGCAACACGGGCAUUCCUUCGAAAACUCCGGGUGCUCUGCGGGCGAGUGAAUCGAAUUUGUCGUUUCUUGGUCGGUUCGGGAACAUGGGCAUCAAUUGCAGCACCAGCGCUAACACUGGCAAAUUGUCACCUGCACAAGUGGAACAGGAACCACAGGCAAUGGAGAUGCCACUCAAGAAACCAGCGCCUUCGACGCUGCAAACAAUUACGGAGCAACGCAAGGCUGUGUCUACCAAAACGCCGAUGCGCACUUCCCUAGCGCCGUCUAUGAAAAAACAACCUAAACCUGAAACAGAAUUUGUAACGCCGCAGGUUUGCAGCCUUGUCUCAAGGCAAAACACGCGCACACAAACCACCCAAAAGACUCGCACUGAGCUGGCCAAUGAGUUUCGCUCACAGAAGGUGCUCUUCCAGACGCCCAUGACGGUGAGCCGGGCUGCGCCCUUUACAAGCGACAGCCUUAGCUUCUCCCUGUGCGACACCAUUAGCGAGAGUCCCGAUACGCCCGCUCAACCACCGCCAAAGGUUGAAGCACCCAUCACCGGCAAGUCGAAAAAGUCACUGGAGUCUGAGUUUCGUCACGCUGAGCAGGAGAAGCCUGAAGUGCCCUUGUCAGUGCCGGCUGCACCCGCUGCUACGCUGCCUGACAAGCCGGAACCAACAUCCAAAUCAAAUGUGCUCCAAAUCAAAAACCAUGUGUACCACAUAAUAAGGAAGCUCGGCUGUGGCGGAUCAAGUUCCGUUUAUUUAGCACGACGCAAGGAUACGGGCCAGGAAUUCGCGUUAAAAGUGGUAGAUCUACAGGCCGAUCCGGUUGUGGUGCAGGGCUAUCUCAAUGAAACCAAACUGCUCGAAAAGCUUCAGGGCAAUGUAUGCGUUGUGUCGCUCUAUGACUAUCAACUGCUGCGGCAAGAGUCCAAACUGUAUAUGGUAAUGGAGAAGGGCGACUGUGAUUUGAACAAGAUCUUACAGGGAUUCACAACCAACCUACCGCUUUAUAAUCUAAUGAACAUACUCUACCAAAUGCUGCAGGCAGUCAACUAUAUACACCAGAAUGGAGUGAUUCACUCCGAUUUGAAACCUGCCAACUUCCUCAUGGUCAACGGCCGACUGAAGCUAAUUGACUUCGGCAUUGCUAGCAACAUUGCCGUGGACUCGACGAGCAUAAUCAAGUUUUCACAGGCUGGCACAUUCAACUACAUCAGUCCGGAAGCCCUCACGGACAUCUCCAGCGGUUCGAGUCCAAUGCGUGGCAGCAAUCAGCCCAAGAUCAAGAUUUCCACGAAAUCGGAUGUUUGGUCGCUCGGCUGCAUUUUGUAUCUGCUGCUGUACCAGAAGACGCCGUUCGGUCACAUUAGGAACAUCAAUGCAAAAAUGAGCGCGAUCGCCAGUCCCGGCACAAGCAUCGAGUAUCCGGCUUUACCUAUUUACUAUCCGCUCAUGCUGGUGCAUAUGGUCAAAAACUGUCUACAGCUGAAUCCGAAGAAGCGGCCCUCGUGCGUGGACCUGCUUAAGUAUCCAUUCCAUAUGGUAAUACCCCUACAGAAUCUACAAUUGGAAUCCAAGCGCUGAAUUAUACAAAUUUAUUAGAAUAUGUCUCCAUUUAGUAAUAAGUUCCAGUAAUAAUUCCAUUGUUUUCUCUACACAUUUUAAAUGAAUGAAACACAGAAAUAUAAUGCACUGAAUUUUCAUA
This is a messenger RNA of Drosophila navojoa, 2148 nucleotides long. It is a transcript of the gene Mps1, whose product is annotated as dual specificity protein kinase monopolar spindle 1. Lineage: Eukaryota; Metazoa; Arthropoda; Insecta; Diptera; Drosophilidae. Gene Ontology annotation, cellular component: kinetochore; nucleus. Gene Ontology annotation, biological process: chromosome segregation; mitotic spindle assembly checkpoint signaling; peptidyl-serine phosphorylation. The record is from RefSeq and is a predicted model, not a curated record. Gene Ontology annotation, molecular function: ATP binding; protein serine/threonine kinase activity; protein serine/threonine/tyrosine kinase activity.